Molecule: messenger RNA, 2744 nt
Organism: Scatophagus argus
Lineage: Eukaryota; Metazoa; Chordata; Actinopteri; Scatophagidae
Exons: 4
Coding region: 126-893 (255 amino acids)
Biological process (GO): negative regulation of T cell proliferation; immune response; cellular response to lipopolysaccharide
Cellular component (GO): external side of plasma membrane
Source: RefSeq, a predicted model, not a curated record
ACAUGAUCUGAAGUAGUUCUUAAAGCUGAGGCUGUCUCAGUGAAUGUUCUUCUGCACAACACGUCUUCUUGAGCUGCAGCUCAUUAAAUGAAGACAUUUAUUAGCCGCAUGUUAAGGAGAGCACCAUGAUCAUGAGUUUCUACCCUGGCAUAAGAACACGGCAUGUUCAUGGCUGGAUUUCCAUCAUCUGGUUUACUUCAGCUGUCAGCAUUGCUGUCACUGAAGAGGUGAAGCUACAGACCAUUUCCCAGGUGGUGUCGCAGUGUGGAACAAAUGUGUCACUGCCAUGUGAUGUCGCCUCAUCACAGCAGUUGGAUAUUAUUAAAUUUUCCUGGGUUGGCAGAAAUAUAACUUGUCUACAUGACAGUCCACAAUCUGAACCUGGGGUUCUGUGUGAAAAAAAGAGCAAGUCUCCCCACGACACACUCACUCUGACUCUCCUCAACGUGAUGCCAGUAAACCAGGGAAGCUACGUCUGCAAACUACACUCCAAACAAACAGUCAAGUAUGCCGCAACUGUUGUCACAGUACAAAAUUGCUCUGGAAGUUUCAGUGCCUCCAUCAAUGCGUCUCGCGCUGAGUGCUGGUUCAGUGGACUUUACCCCUCUGGCCACAUCCACUGGUUCCAGGAAGACGUUAACUUAACAGACUUUGCAAGCACAGGGGAAGAGGAGGACCAAUAUGGACGAUACAAUGUCUCCAGCACAAUAAAUAUAGAGAAAAGAAACCUGAGCCAGCCUUUUAAAUGCUCACUGUGGAUACCUUCUCUCAGGAGUUAUGUUCACACUCUUGUGCCACCCAUAGCUAAGCCGCUGGAAACAUCAGGAAGCGUGGUCAAACAGCAGUGGAUCUUUGUAAUGGUGGGGAUCAUGAUGGUGAAACUUAUGACAUAAAGGAACUGUCAGUACCUGAUCUGGGUGCAGCCCGAUUUGGCCUGAUCAGGUCCUGGCUGAUGGACUGUUUUAACCCUAAACAAUCCCCAGCUAUUGACAUUAAAGGCCCUCAUUUUGGCACAUGAGUAAAACAGAUUGGGUUUCAGGUACAGAACAGGAACCAAACACGUUCUGGUUUUCACAUCAGCAUGUGUUUGCAGAAGAUAGGUUGACGCAUGACAAAAAAAGUAAAAAUAGAAAUAAAAAUGAGCCAAACAUGAAAAAGUUUAGAAUUAGGUGUACUAGACUUUAUCAUUUAUCCAGCCUAAUACAUACUGUUUGUUUCCACUGAGUGGGCAAGUUUUGUUUUCAAUGUGAUCUUUAAUUUCUUGCAUUUGAGACCCUAUCUAGCCAGCUGUGCUCUCUGGGAGCUGGCAGGUUUUUGUGCUUCCAAAAUCUCAAAUAUUUCAGUGAUUUCUAAAUAUUUAACUGGUAAGGAAAAAGUCAGCUAUUAUAUUGUUCGGUUUGAGUAAAAAUUUCAAAGUGAAUUUUGGCACUCAUAACACAGAUCUUUUAAAACAAACUUGCACUUAAUGGCAGCACAGCAUUUUUCAUAAAAUGUGUCCACAGAAGCUCAUGGAUUCACUGAAAUCAUUUAUAGCUAAUGACUAUGAACUCUGAGAGCAUAGAGGACUGAUUAAACAGUGUACAGUUUUUCUAGAAAGCAGGCAGUAGAAAAUAGCUCCUUUGCUAAUGCAAAAUAUAGAAAGAUUUAUAUUUCAUAGCCAGUCUUCUGGUCUUGUUUUAUACUCACUUUAAACAGGGAAUUACUUUUUUACCUUUACUUCAUCUCAAUGGCCAGAGGGAGGCAGUCCUCUCACGCAAGAAUACCUUUUGCAUGUUGUAAAUGCUGUAAAAAGCUCUUUUGAGUAUUCUGGAUGUAAAUAUAUGAUCAAGAGAGGAAAUUUGCCAAGCAGUAGUUAGGCAACAGAAACAAACAUGUUUAAUGCAGACGUGAUUUAUGUGAAUGUCUUAGAAAUUACCUGAAAUUACCUAAUACAAUACAGGAAGCAAAAUAAAUAGAACAGGGACCUACAAGGCAAAAUAUGCUCUAAAGUCCUGCCAGUUGUGUUUCAGUUGACUGUUUCUUUUUAUUUUGUCUGGAAAAAGAUUGAUUUUCUUAAGACAGUUUGUCAACCACAGGUCAUAGUUUUACUGAACUCUAAACUACUGAUGAUGUCAAUACUUUUCACUCAAAUUAUUGCAUAUUUUACUUUUUAGAACGUAAUUAUGCUACAUAAUAUUGUGAAAUGAAGUGUAUUUUGUGUGAGAAAGCUUUGCAGCAGCAUGUCAAAGAAAGUCUCAGCAGGACAAGAGUGAACAUUUCUUCUAUUACGCCACAUUCGAAUCUUACAUGUCCUUUUGGUAGGAUUUGUACAUGGUGUCCUUCACUGCUUCUCUUGAGAACAGGUAAACACCUGCUGUCCUGACUGCACGUGUUUGCUCAUGUAUAGUAUGACAGCGUGUCUGUGGAAAGUUUGUUUGGUUAUUCAAGUUCAGAUGUCUACACAUUCCUCACUUCACUUCACUGCAAAGUUGCUACAGUCUGUAGGCAUGCAAGCAUUCAAGGAAACUACAGCAAGUGUCACUCAGUGAGUCACCAGGCCUCUAAAACAUUUCCGAGCCCCAGGGAAUUAAAAUUUGGUUCUGUGUUUUUGUUUGGUGUUCUCUGUUGGUUUGGGUUUUAAUAAAGGUCAAGUGAAGGUGACCACAGGAGUUAAAGCUUGUUGAAUGUGCUUUUGUACCCUGUUUUCAAACUGCAACCAGGUUUUGUUCCUGUGGAUGGCAAGACAUAAACACUAAUGGAUGGAC